Penaeus chinensis is the source of this 2025-nucleotide messenger RNA. It is a transcript of the gene eIF2alpha, whose product is annotated as eukaryotic translation initiation factor 2 subunit 1-like. The record is from RefSeq and is a predicted model, not a curated record. Gene Ontology annotation, cellular component: eukaryotic translation initiation factor 2 complex; eukaryotic translation initiation factor 2B complex; multi-eIF complex. The coding region runs from base 117 to 1118 and encodes 333 amino acids. The transcript is spliced from 6 exons. Gene Ontology annotation, molecular function: translation initiation factor activity; ribosome binding; RNA binding. NCBI's taxonomy places the organism in Eukaryota, Metazoa, Arthropoda, Malacostraca, Decapoda, Penaeidae.
UUUCGCGUUCCAGCUGUUCAACGUCAUGAGCGUGUGGCCGGUGUAGUCAGAUGUUGUGUGUCUAGUGAGAUUUUCCAGAUUUAUUACUUGAAGGGGAGCAAAACAAAUCCACCAUCAUGCCGCUCUUUUGUCGAUACUACUCGCAGAAAUAUCCAGAAAUGGAUGAUGUGGUGAUGGUAACUGUAAGAAGCAUAGCGGAGAUGGGUGCUUAUGUGCACCUUUUAGAAUACAACAACAUAGAAGGCAUGAUCUUGUUGUCUGAGCUUUCCAGGCGACGUAUUCGAUCUAUGAAUAAAUUAAUCAGAGUGGGCAAGACGGAACCUGUCGUUGUCAUCAGAGUAGACAAAGAGAAAGGUUACAUUGAUCUUUCCAAAAGAAGAGUAUCGAAGGAAGAUGUUGAGCGAUGCACAGAGAAAUUUGCCAAAGCAAAAGCAGUCAACUCCAUCAUUCGGCAUGUAGGAGAGCUUCUUGGUUACACAUCCGAGGAGCAGGUAGAGGAGUUGUACCAGAAGACCGCCUGGCACUUUGAGGAAAAGUUCAAGAAGCAAGCCUAUGCAUAUGAUGUCUUUAAGCAGGCAGUCAUUGACCCAACAAUCCUAGAUGAAUGCAACUUAGAUGAAGAAACUAGGACUGUUCUUCUCUCACAAAUCCAACGUAAGCUACAAUCACAAGCAGUGAAGAUUCGAGCAGAUAUAGAAGUGUCAUGCUUUGAGUAUGAAGGCAUUGAUGCUGUCAAGAGUUCACUUAGGGAGGGUAUUGCUCAAUCUACACAGGAAAUUCCUAUCAGAAUAAACCUCAUUGCACCACCUCUUUAUGUCAUGACAACUCAAACCACAGAGAAGCAGGAUGGUCUUAGGGCAUUAGAAAGUGCCAUCACUAAAGUAACAUCCAAAAUCACCAGUUAUGGAGGAACACUCAGUGUCAAAAUGGCCCCCAAGAUUGUCACAGAUGUGGAAGAGGCUGAUCUUGCAAGACAACUGGAGAAGGCAGAAGAAGAGAACAGGGAGGUGGGAGGUGAUGAUGAUGAUGAGGAAGAAGUGGGAAUGGGAGAGUUAGAUGUUGACAGCGAAGAAGAAGAAGAAGAAAAGGAGAGUGAAGAUAAAAAAGAGGAUGAAUAGCAUUUUGAAUUUACUGAUAUGGCCAAUAAAUAAUCAUAAAUUAAGAAGGAAUGCCUGGAGAAGUGCGAGGCUGUGAAAGUGGCUAAUGUCUUUGUGCACAUAAUUUCAAAAGCUUGUUUUUGGUAGGAAAAUUGUUUGCAAAUUGUUUUAUAUUGAUUGAGAAAAAUCUUAGGAGGGCAAUUUCCAACAAAAAAUAUAGAUGCAUAUAUUUUUUAUAGUUUCAUUUGGCAUCUUUGAACAUUAUCUUGGGAUAUUGUUAGCACAAUUAUUAGAAGCAAAGGAGAAAACAGCAAAGUUAUGAAUAAUUGAAGGGAGCUGUCUCAUUCUUACCAUUGUUGUUUAGAGUACUGUGUAAUUUACAUAAGUACUUUUAUGGAAAUCUAAUUUGAUUUGUCUUUAUCUCUAGUAUAUCAUAAGUACCAGAAUCUUGCACAUAGGAAAUAUUUAUAUUUUCGAUGCUGGGGGAAACUGGUGUAUAGGCUUGAUGAGCUAAAUCUAACAUCCUUGGCAGAGUAGGUGCACGUUAUCAAAAAUGUUAAUGAAUUAGCAAGGUUAUUCACUGAAUGCUGAAAUAUUUAGUUUUUCAUCAAGCUAUCUGUCUGUUUCAUUAAUUUCCACUCCUUUCGUUGAGAUCUCAAUGCAACAAGUGACAAGACUCAAGAAAAUGUUCUCAAUAAAAAAAAUAACAAACUAAUUUCUAAAUCAAUCUCAGGAGGGUAUUUAAAUAUAUUGAGGAAAAGUUGCUCUUCCUUUUGUAUUUUUCUUUUUUUACAAUAUGAGGAAUUAUCUUUUAAUAUUAUAUUUGUAAUCCCAACUAGGUUGCUAAUGCCUUGCCUUGUGCAGUUAGCCAUAGACAGCCUGUUUUGUACUUUUCAUCCAAGGUGAUUAUUAAAUGGUUUUGAGGAAA